Sipha flava (yellow sugarcane aphid) is the source of this 843-nucleotide messenger RNA. It is a transcript of the gene Dak1, whose product is annotated as UMP-CMP kinase. Gene Ontology annotation, cellular component: cytoplasm; nucleus. Lineage: Eukaryota; Metazoa; Arthropoda; Insecta; Hemiptera; Aphididae. The transcript is spliced from 2 exons. The record is from RefSeq and is a predicted model, not a curated record. Gene Ontology annotation, biological process: CDP biosynthetic process; UDP biosynthetic process; 'de novo' pyrimidine nucleobase biosynthetic process. Bases 166 to 783 code for a protein of 205 amino acids. Gene Ontology annotation, molecular function: UMP kinase activity; ATP binding.
UUAAACAGUAUUAUUAAAAAAAAAAAAAAAAAAAAAAAGGAAACGUGAAUUAAAUUCUUCUUUUCAUAACUAGUACUUAUCGAUUAAAUUAUCGAGUGUACGUAAUUAUGUUGUGCAACAGCCGACUCCUUCGCGGCUUCGAAUGAUGAUACAAAUACCAGUUGCAUGACAUUUCUCCAUUCAGUAUAUCGUCUGUUCGCUACUAUGAGCAAACCUCAAGUUGUUUUUGUGCUUGGAGGCCCGGGUGCUGGCAAGGGUACGCAAUGUUCCAACAUAGUAUCCAAAUUUGGUUUCGUUCACCUUUCGGCUGGUGACUUGUUGCGUGCUGAAUGCAGUAAACCAAACAGUACGUUUGGUGAAUUGAUUAACUUUCACAUCAAGAAUGGUUCGAUUGUACCAGUCGAAAUCACAUGCAAACUUAUUCAAAAUGCAAUGGAAACAUCAGCGGCCAAUCAGUUUUUAAUUGAUGGAUUUCCAAGAAAUAAAGAUAACAUGAAUGGUUGGAACAAUACUAUCGGAGAUCAAGUUGAACUUUUGUUUGUCUUAUUUCUAGAUUGUCCUGAAAAUAUAUGUGUUGAACGAUGUAUAAAAAGAGGAGCUGCUGGAAGUGGUCGUGCUGAUGAUAAUUUAGAAAUUUUAAAAAAGAGAAUUGUGACGUUUAAAAAUGAUUCAAUGCCAAUUAUAGAAUAUUUUAAAGAGAAAAACUUGGUCAAAAAAGUUGAUGCAGGGAAAAAUGUUGAAGAUGUCUGGUUUGACAUUAUUGAGUUGUUCAAAAAUAUUUAAAUCCAAGAAAAAAAAUCAAAUAUUACCUAUUAGAGAAUUUACUAAAUAUUUUAGAUUAAA